Molecule: messenger RNA, 954 nt
Organism: Sinocyclocheilus grahami
Lineage: Eukaryota; Metazoa; Chordata; Actinopteri; Cypriniformes; Cyprinidae
Product: butyrophilin subfamily 1 member A1-like
Exons: 9
Coding region: 1-954 (317 amino acids)
Biological process (GO): regulation of cytokine production; T cell receptor signaling pathway
Cellular component (GO): external side of plasma membrane
Molecular function (GO): signaling receptor binding
Source: RefSeq, a predicted model, not a curated record
AUGAAGACGCAUUACCAUUUGCUAGUAUCAGGAUCAGGUGAGUCUGUUUCUGCGUCUGUGGGUGAGGACAUCACUCUGAGCUGCUCUGUAGACUCUCACAUCAAACCUGAACACAUUGAGGUUUCAUGGCUAAGGACAGAUGGAGAUAUUCUGGUUCUGCUCUUCCAAAACAAUGAGACUUUCUCAGAUUCAUCAGAUGAACAAUACAGAGACAGAGUUGAGAUCCCCAAAGGAAACUUCUCUCUCAGACUGAAGAGUGUCAGAACUGAGGAUAAAGGAGUUUACAUGUGUUUAGUGUUUGCUGGAGAUCUUUCAGCCAAUGCAACUGUAGUACUGGAGCAAUUUGGUGUCUCUUCUUGGCACAUAGCUGUGUUAUUUUUCUGUUUUGCUGCUGGAUUUGGAGCUGUGCUUCUCCUCUGCUGUCUGAUCUACUGCAGAUCAAAUAACACAGUCACCAGCAGAACAAUCAGGAAUCUUCAGCUUUCUCUGGUCUUUUAUCCAAACAUCUGUAUGUUCUUUGCCUUUAUCUUCUGGGUUCUUACUGAAGAACUUCUGAAUGAGACCAUCACUUGCUGUGCUCUUAAUAUUCUGAGGUCUUUAAUGUUGAUUUGGGCUUUGUCUUAUUUAAAUUAUCUUCAAGACAACCUUAAAACAUGGAUCAAGUUUUCAAGUAGAAAAAGAGAAUUAGCUGUUUUCACAGUCGUUGUUUAUUCAGUUUUUUUGAUAGAUGCCUGGAUAAAGGCUGCAAAUAAGAAAUCUGCAUGGCGCAUCAUUUUUGGAAUGUUCUAUGGAUGUGUUGUGCUGUUCUCUUUCAUUUUGAGUAGAGGUUUUAUCAGGAUGCAUGUGAAGUGGGUCUGGUUAUAUUUUCUGUCUCUGGCACAAUUCUUCCUACUGAUUUCCUCAUUUGGACUUCCCAGUCCAGGUUUCAGUAGUUUUACUGGUCAAUCUCAGUGA